AUGCCAAAAUAUACAAAAUUUAAUCCUGAUUGGUUAAACAAAACAGAUUCAGAUGGUAUUAAUGUGAAUAAAUGGUUAAAACAAGGUGAGAAUACAUCAACAUUCAAAUGUAUUUUAUGUAAAACAGGCGAUCUUGAUUGUUCCAAUCAAGAACAAAUUACAAAAGCUGAAGCGAUAUGGGCAUUAACAGUUGCCCAACGUGGUUAUAGCUUUAAUUCAUGUGAUGAAAUCGGAGAUGUUUUUCGUCACAUGUUUCCUGAUUCUAAAAUAGCACAAGAAUUUAGCAUGCAGUCAAGAAAAACUUCAUAUGUCUUAUCUCAUGGUCUUGGUCCAUAUUUUCAUCAAGAACUUAUUAAAUCUCUAAAACGUAAUGAAAAAUUCGUCUUAUGCUUCGACGAACAGACCAACAACCAAGAUCGUAAACAGCUAGAUUUAUUAGUCAAAUAUUGGUGUUUCGAUGAAGGACUUGUUGUUACUAGGGGACAUGCAACAGCAGCUAUUCUUAAAACUGCUAUUCUAGAUUCACUUAAAGCUGAUGGAUUAGAACUUAAACAAUUAUUAAUGUUAGGUCGUGAUAGUUUAUUUGUUAAUUUAUCGUUGGAGAAUAUGAUUGAAAAUGAAAUGAAAAAGGUUCGUUGUGGUCUUUUGAAACUUGGUGGUUGUCAUCUUCAUGUAGCACAUAAUGGUUUUAAAGCUGGUUUAUCCUCAUCAGAUUGGAAUAUUCACAAUAAAUGUAUCGAUAUUUAUUCAUGGUUUAAACAAUCACCUGCUCGCAAAGAAGAUUUGAUUGGUAUAAUUAGCGAUUAUAAUUGUGUUAUUGAAAAGACAAUACUAUAUUUCACCAAUACACGGUGGGUUUGGUUAGGCAAAGUAAUAACGCGCGUUUUACCAUUAUGGGAACCAUUACAUGAAUAUUUUUUAAUGUAUUUACCAGUCAAUAAAAAGCAACAAGUUCAAAAUAAUGAUCGUUAUGAAAGAAUUAAAGAAUCGUUAACUUCGUAUGUAAUUAAAAUUAGAUUGCAGUUUGUAUUGUUUUUAUGUGAAACAAUAUUCGAUCGUUUUUUGACAUUGUUUCAACAAGAAGCACCACUUAUACAUCUUCUUUAUUAUGAAUUGCCAUCGUUGUAUCGUUUAGUUUUAUUACAAUUUUUAACAUCAGAUUGUGUUGGUGAUAAAGUUGGAGGUGAUUUAUUAUAUAUAGAUUUUAAAUUAAAUGAAAAACAAUUGAAUAAUAAAAAUAUACGUAUUGGAGAAGGAGCUCGAAAACUAUUAAGUAAUCUUACACAAAAAGAGCGAGAAACAUUUUAUGAAGAUAUUAGAACCAUUUAUCAUACAAUAGCUGAGUAUUUGAAAAAGAAUCUACCAUUAAGAAAUUCAUUUUUACGUGAUAUACAAAUUCUUCAUCCCUCGUAUAGAUCUGUACAAUAUAGUGAUGAUAUCGUACGUAUUGCUAGAACUGUUCCAGGUCUAUUGAGUGAUCAAGAGAUUGAUUAUACACGUGAUGAAUGGUUAAAUUAUUCACUUGAACACAUUGAUGAAACGUGGUACAUUAAAGAGAAAAAAAAGGAUUAUUUAGGUGCUGAAAUUGUUAUAUAUCAUCGUAUUGAUUAUUAUUGGAAUAAAGUUUUGAGCAUUACAACGACGGAUGGUCGUCAUAAAUAUUCUACGUUAAGCAAACUAAUUAAAAACAUUCUUAUUAUUCCUCAUGGUAAUGCUGAUGUUGAACGUGGUUUUCAAUAA
Molecule: messenger RNA, 1740 nt
Organism: Rotaria sp. Silwood1
Lineage: Eukaryota; Metazoa; Rotifera; Eurotatoria; Philodinida; Philodinidae
Source: the annotation of a GenBank genome assembly